AUGGCCAAAGAUCCUCAGGAGAGCUCCCCGGACGUCGAGAUGCACCACAUCUCGAAAGCCAAGAAGGAGCUCCACAAACAGUGCAAGAUCUGUGGGGUGCUGCUCUGUGCCCUUGUGCUCUCCCUCCUCCUCACCAUUCUGGGUGCCUAUUAUUUCUGGAAGCCACCUCCUAAAAAAAUCUAUAACAUGGAGCACACCUUUUUCAAUAAUGGGAAGAAGCAGAAGAUGCUAAUGAAGAUUGACUCACUCAGCAGGACGGAGAUCUUCCAAACUGGAGAGGGCAGUGAAGAAGUCCUGGAGAUACACGACUUUAAGAACGGAAUAACCGGCAUCUUUUUUGUGGGGGAUCCAAAGUGCUUCAUUAGAAACCAGAUUCAAGGCAUACCUGAAACACCCAACAUGGAAAUGGAAGAGUCCAAGGGUGAGGACAUUAAAGCCACCUAUUUUGAGCAAUCUGUGGUCUGGGUUCCAGCGGAAAAACCUAUUGAAAAUAAAGAUUUCCUGAAGAAUUCCAAGAUUUCGGAUCUCUGCAAAAAUGUGACUCUAUACUGGAUCCACCCAACCUUGCUAAGCGAGAUGGAACUCCUGGAUGUUGACAAUAACGAAAAAGGAGAUGACCAGAUCCCUGUGAACAAGCAAGACUGGCCUAAAAUUCAGGAGGAAAAAGAAGAGCAUCCUUUGGCCAAGGAAGGGAGAGGAGGCAGCAGACGUCAGACUCGGCAGCUCACAGAAGAGGACCUCCCAGUGAAUGACUACACGGAGAACGGACUGGAGUUUCACCCCCUCUGGGACGAGAGGGGGUACUGCUGCGCCCGCUGCCGUCGCGCUCAUCGAUACUGCCAGCGGGUUUGUGAGCCUCUGCGGGGGUAUUACCCCUACCCUUACUGUUACCAAGGAGGACGGGUGAUCUGCCGCAUCAUCAUGCCGUGCAACUGGUGGAUCGCACGGAUGUUGGGACGGGUGUAA
Messenger RNA from Varanus komodoensis (Komodo dragon), 966 nucleotides. It is a transcript of the gene TNMD, whose product is annotated as tenomodulin. NCBI's taxonomy places the organism in Eukaryota, Metazoa, Chordata, Lepidosauria, Squamata, Varanidae. The transcript has 7 exons. Gene Ontology annotation, biological process: negative regulation of angiogenesis; negative regulation of endothelial cell proliferation. The coding region runs from base 1 to 966 and encodes 321 amino acids. The record is from RefSeq and is a predicted model, not a curated record.